This is a messenger RNA of Coregonus sp. 'balchen', 9426 nucleotides long. The record is from the annotation of a GenBank genome assembly. Lineage: Eukaryota; Metazoa; Chordata; Actinopteri; Salmoniformes; Salmonidae.
AUGGAGGAGGAGAUGUGGAGAACGGAGGAAAAUAAGUCAGUUUUCUUUCAGUCGGUAGAUUAGAAGGUUAUUCUGAGUUUGUCUUUUGUUGUGGAGCUGGAAUGCCUGACCAUGUCCAGUCAGCCAUCCUGCCGAAUGUGUCAUAGGACAGUUUGAAUUGGCUUUUUCACUCCCCUAGUCCCCAGGUGACAGUCAGCCAGACCCCAGGUGACAGACAGUCAGCCAGACCCCAGGUGAUGUAUAGUCAGACCCCAGGUGACAGACAGUCAGCCAGACCCCAGCUGACAGUCAGCCAGACCCCAGGUGACAAUCAGCCAGACCCCAGGUGACAAUCAGACAGACCCCAGGUGAUAUAUAGUCAGACAGACCCCAGGUGAUAUAUAGUCAGACCCCAGGUGACAGUCAGCCAGACCCCAGGUGACAAUCAGACAGACCCCAGGUGAUAUAUAGUCAGACAGACCCCAGGUGAUAUAUAGUCAGACCCCAGGUGACAGUCAGCCAGACCCCAGGUGACAAUCAGACAGACCCCAUGUGAUAUAUAGUCAGCCAGACCCCAGGUGACAAUCAGUCAGUCAGACCCCAGGUGACAUAUAGUCAGACAGACCCCAGGAGACAAUCAGACAGACCCCAGGUGAUAUAUAGUCAGACAGACCCCAGGUGACAAUCAGACAGACCCCAGGUGACAGACAGUCAGCCAGACCCAGGUGACAAUCAGCCAGACCCAGGUGACAUAUAGUCAGACAGACCCCAGGUGACAGUCAGUCAGCCAGACCCCAGGUGACAGUCAGUCAGCCAGACCCCAGGUGACAGUCAGUCAGCCAGACCCCAGGUGACAGUCAGUCAGCCAGACCCCAGGUGACAGUCAGUCAGCUAGACCCCAGGUGCAGUCAGACAGAACCCAGGUGCAGUCAGUCAGCCAGACCCAGGUGACAGACAGUCAGCCAGACCCAGGUGACAGUCAGUCAGCCAGACCCAGGUGACAGUCAGUCAGCUAGACCCCAGGUCCAGUCAGUCAGACCACAGGUGACAGUCAGUCAGCCAGACCCCAGGUGCAGUCAGUCAGCUAGACCCCAGGUGACAGACAGUCAGCCAGACCCAGGUGACAGUCAGUCAGCCAGACCCCAGGUGACAGUCAGUCAGCCAGACCCCAGGUGACAGUCAGUCAGCUAGACCCCAGGUGACAGACAGUCAGCCAGACCCAGGUGACAGUCAGUCAGCCAGACCCCAGGUGACAGUCAGUCAGCUAGACCCCAGGUGACAGUCAGUCAGCCAGACCCCAGGUGACAGUCAGUCAGCUAGACCCCAGGUGACACUCAGAGUUGGAGAGGCACAGUUAUGUGUGGGUUAUAUCGUGAGUGUUUUUAAAAAUGCAAGAGUUGUGCCAUGCUUUACUAGAGUAGAAUCUGCCUGGGUCUCAAAAGUGGUCCAUGGCCACGUCUAGGUCCUAGUUAGCUUUAACAGUUAAUUGUAUUUAGCAGACGCUCUUAUCCAGGGCAAUUAGGGUUUAGUACCUUGCUCAAGGGCACAUCAACAGAUUUUUCACCUAGUCGGCUCGGGGAUUAGAACGAGCAACCUCUCGGUUACUGGCACAACGCUCUUAACCACUAAGCUACCUGCCCCCCAGUUAAAGUCUGAUACUCAGUUGAAGUCUGAACAGAGUGUCGGCAGUCAAUCUCUUUUGUGUUCACACAGCAAAGACCUUGGAUGUCGUCAGCCACUCAGCCUUGUUAAAAUACUCCAAACCAGAAGGUGGCAGUAGCGUUGAUUGGCAAUGCAUAUCUGUGUGUCUUGCUUAUGGUCUAGAUUCCAAGCUAUCUGCACUAAUGUUGCUAUUUUGUAGAAAGCCGUGGUUGAUACUAGCCAGAUGGCCACAUUUAGAUUACUACCUAGCAAGAUGAUAAAAAAACAAAAAUAAUUCAUUCACUCUACAAAAUCCCAUACUGCCAGUGCCAGACCCAACCCAUAGCCAAAUGUUGUGAUAGCUAGCUAAAGUUAGCAUAUUCGCUAGCUAGCACAACAGAGCUAGCUAGCUAAGGACACUGCACAAACUCGGCAGCUAUUACAGGUAGCUGUUUCAUGGAAACUAGCUAAUCCAUUGUGAUUUAAUUAUAAUGUCAGUACUAGCUACAGUGGUUAUCUAUCUUGGAGGAGGUAUUUAGUGUUGUGUGCAUUGUGUCUGUGCACUUAGCUAUCGACCGUCCCAUAGCCUACAUGUGAAGUGUGACUGGCUCAUCCGUGGAUGGACGGAGAAAAAUGCCUCUGUUUUUCUUUCUUUUUUGUUGGCUCCCCCUCAUGGGGGUUUGUGCUCUCUGAUUGGCUCAAAGUCAAGUUGUUGGCCACUGACGAGCAUUGCGAUUCUAUGGCUCUCCUAGAUUACUAAAAUCAACUCCACGAUUUACGAUGGAGUUGAGCGGCGACUAGUGUGGGCGGACUGGUGCUCCGACGUCACAUAAAAUUAUUUUUUUUAUCAAAAACUACGGAUUUCAGCACCCAAAGAAUAGCACACAGUUACACAUGACAAUGACGUCGGAGUUCCGGUUGAGUUUAGACAGCUGUGUCUCCUUGCUCUGAUGACGCUUCUAUAUCCCUUCUCUGAGGUACUAAGUAUAUUCAUUAUCCUUUAAUUGAUUUACAUUUUCUGAGGGACUAAGUAUAUUCAUUAUCCUUUAAUUGAUUUACAUUUUCUGAGGGACUAAGUAUAUUCAUUAUCCUUUAAUUGAUUUACAUUUUCUGAGGGACUAAGUAUAUUCAUUAUCCUUUAAUUGAUUUACAUUUUCUGAGGGACUAAGUAUAUUCAUGAUCCUUUCAUUGAUUUACAUAUUCCUUUAGUUGAAAUCUCAUCACCCAGAAGGAAUUUAUCCACUUGAUCAAUCAGUCAACCAAUCAAAUAUGGUCUAGAGUGAUUUAUUCAUUCAUUUACAUGUAUUCAAAUACUGCUUGAAUAGAAUCAAAUGUUAUUGGUCGUGUACACAGUUUAGCAGAUGUUAAAGCAGAUGUUAAUGCGAAAUGCUUAUGUUACUAGCUCGUAACGAUGCAGUAAUAUGUAAAAGAAUUAAAAUGUAAGGAAUACAAAAAUACAAAAAAAUACAAGAAAUUAAGAAUGGCGGGCUGAAUCUGAUGAACAUCCAUUAAAUCCAUGACAGAUGUGUGUUUGUUUUUAUCACCACUUUAUGUGGCAGGAAGCUUAGUGGUUAAGAGCGUUGUGCCAGUAACCAAAAUGUCACUGGUUCUAAUCCCCGAGCUGACUAGGUGAGAAAAAAAAUCUGUCGAUGUUCCCUUGAGCAAGGCACUUAACCCUAAUUGCUCAUGUAAGACGCUCUGGAUAAGAGCGUCUGCUGAAAAAUGUAAAUGAGGACAUAGUGCUUAAUAAUCACUUUUCUGCUGCUUGAUAUCAGUACAUAAAAGUAACUUCCGUUACCAUGUCCAUUGGGUAUUGAAGCCACCAACUUAAAAAUAUCCCUUGGCAAUCAUGAAUAUUUACAGAAAAAUCUUACAAUAAGACAGGAAAAUAUAUUUGUUUGUAGUGUUUGGAAAGUGUUUAUUUGGAAAGUGUUUGCAGUUAGCUAGUUAGGUAAUACUCUAUGCAUAAAGCUGUGGUGAUAAUGCAGAGUCACCAUUUUGAGGAACUAACAAAAAAUAUAUAAAAAAUAAACCAACCCUCUGUGUUCCAGAUUUCUCCUUGUCAUUGUUUUACUCCUGUGUUUGUAUGUGUCUUGUAUGUUGUAACGAGGUGCAUUGCCCCCCCCCCCCCCAUCCACUAAUCCACCCUCCCUUCAUCUUGUGUUCCAGAUCGAGGACAUGCAGUGGCCUAACGGAGAGAUAGAGAUUCCCAGCUCUGUGUGCAGUCUGCCCUGCAGGACAGGAGAGAGGAAGAAGACAGUGAAAGGCAUGCCGUGUUGCUGGCACUGUGAACCCUGUGAUGGUUACCAGUACCAGUAUGAUGAAACAUCCUGCAAGCUGUGCUCCUACAGCAUGAGGCCCAACCCAAACAGGUGACAGACAGCAACAUUAUAUAUAUAUAUAUAUAUUUUUUUUAAGUAUAGGGUUGCAAAAUUCCAGAAACUUUCCCAACAUUCCCAGGUUUUCUCCAACCGGGAUUUCUGGAAAACCCGUGAAUAUUGUGAACGUUUCAGGAAUUCUGUAACCCUAUAUAAGUCUGUAACAUUCGUGUGUCUUCCUUGAUAGCAUGAUGUUUUACAGUGCAGUACAGUAUUGCUUUUCUUCUUGUCGUCUGUAUAUGUUUUUCAAAAUUGUUGAAUGAACUUACUUAAAGGAGAAGUUUACUCAAAAUCCAGAAAGUCCCAUACAAUGAAGUGCAGCCAGGGACCGAACACCAGCCUUCUUUUUUUCAACUUUGUGAAACUAACUUUACCUGCGAUAUGAUAUAUACUCUAUCAACUUUCGCACCAGUUCAUUCUCCACCCCAAAGAAAUGUAAUCUGUGGCAUCAAGCUCCAUAUAAGGGCAUAUCGUGACGUUUCUACGUAGCAUGGUCUCCCCCACCAAGAGCGCACAUGCGCAUUUGUUACACAAUAUAAAAUAAUCACAAAUGUUUUAGGUGUAAAAUAACACAUUUCCUGACUUAAAACCGGUAGUACUUUUGACAAAAAUAGCUAACGAAUUUGUCCACACUUCGUGGAUUUCUGCAUCAUAAAUUCACUGGCAACAGAGCAGAGCAAGGCCUGCAUCCAGCAACAUCACGAAUCACGUGACCCGUUUUUUGCAGCUGUUUCAGUAAGGCACUAAAGGGAGAGAGAGGGGGAGAGGGCAAACUCCACUGAACUAGUUUCAAUAUAUGGAAUCACUUGGGAGUUUCUGGAUUUUGGCUAAACUUCACCUUAAAUCAAUCAAUGAAUAAAUCAUAUAAUCAACAGGACUGCAUGCCAGCUCAUCCCCAUCGUGAAGCUGGAGUGGCACUCCCCCUGGUCAGUGAUCCCCGUCUUCCUCGCCAUGCUGGGCAUCAUCGCCACCAUCUUCGUCAUGGCAACCUUUGUCCGCUACAACGACACGCCCAUCGUGCGUGCGUCGGGCCGUGAGCUGAGCUACGUCCUCCUCACCGGGAUCUUCCUCUGUUACAUCAUCACCUUCCUCAUGAUCGCCAAGCCUGAUGUCGCCAUCUGUUCAUUCCGACGGAUCUUCCUAGGUCUCGGUAUGUGUAUUAGCUACGCGGCCCUCCUCACCAAGACAAACCGUAUCUACCGCAUCUUCGAAGAGGGUAAGAAGUCGGUGACCGCACCCAGGCUGAUCAGCCCGACCUCCCAGCUGGCUAUUACUUCUUCCCUGAUCGCCAUUCAGCUCCUGGGGGUGUUUAUUUGGUUCGGGGUGGACCCCCCAAACACCAUCAUCGACUACGACGAACAGAAGACCGUCAACCCCGACCAGGCCAGAGGAGUACUGAAAUGUGACAUCACGGACCUGCAGAUCAUAUGCUCGUUGGGUUAUAGCAUCCUGCUCAUGGUCACGUGUACGGUGUACGCCAUCAAGACGCGGGGUGUCCCAGAGAACUUCAACGAGGCUAAGCCCAUUGGAUUCACGAUGUAUACCACCUGUAUAGUCUGGCUAGCCUUCAUACCCAUUUUCUUUGGGACAGCACAGUCCGCAGAAAAGGUAAGGUUGAUUUUAUGUUGUUUCAUAUUGUUAUAUUAUGACAUACCUUCAUCAUAAUCAUCAUCAUUGUUCGGCUGCCGAACAGUCAACUACAAGCUUUCUCCAGUAGCUAGGUUCAAGCCACUUGUCUACAUCCCCCAUCAUCAUGUUGUAUCACACAUCAUCCUUUGGUACAUUGGCUUCAACACUUUAACACUGUUAUUUUUUAUGUGCCAACCCAAGUAUCUGCAUACAUGGCAAGUGAGAAACAAACGUUAUUUAUUAUUGUCACAAUCAGCUCUAUUUCUAUGGCAUGUACAGUGUGACGUUGCUAUAAUUGGUAUGAAUAAAUAUAAAUAUAAAUAACACUAUAAAUAAUGUUGCCAUAAUUGGCCUGUUUGCUAGCUGAAGGUACAGUGAGGGAAAAAAGUAUUUGAUCCCCUGCUGAUUUUAUACGUUUUCCCACUGACAAAGAAAUUAUCAGUCUAUCAUUUUAAUGGUAGGUUUAUUUGAACAGUGAGAGACAGAAUAACAACAAAAAAAUCCAGAAAAACGCAUGUCAAAAAUGUUAUAAAUUGAUUUGCAUUUUAAUGAGGGAAAUAAGUAUUUGACCCCCUCUCAAUCAGAAAGAUUUCUGGCUCCCAGGUGUAUUUUAUACAGGUAACGAGCUGAGAUUAGGAGCACACUCUUAAAGGGAGUGCUCCUAAUCUCAGCUCGUUACCUGUAUAAAAGACACCUGUCCACAGAAGCAAUCAAUCAAUCAGAUUCCAAACUCUCCUCCAUGGCCAAGACCAAAGAGCUCUCCAAGGAUGUCAGGGACAAGAUUGUAGACCUACACAAGGCUGGAAUGGGCUACAAGACCAUCACCAAGCAGCUUGGUGAGAAGGUGACAACAGUUGGUGUGAUUAUUUGCAAAUGGAAGAAACACAAAAUAACUGUCAAACUCCCUCGGUCUGGGGCUCCAUGCAAGAUCUCACUUCGUGGAGUUGCAAUGAUCAUGAGAACGGUGAGGAAUCAGCCCAGAACUACACGGGAGGAUCUUGUCAAUGAUCUCAAGGCAGCUGGGACCAUAGUCACCAAGAAAACAAUUGGUAACACACUACGCCGUGAAUGACUGAAAUCCUGCAGUGCCAGCAAGGGCCCCCUGCUCAAGAAAGCACAUAUACAGGACCGUCUGAAGUUUGCCAAUGACAUCUGAAUGGUUCAGAAGAGAACUGGGUGAAAGUGUUGUGGUCAGAUGAGACCAAAAUCGAGCUCUUUGGCAUCAACUCAACUCACCGUGUUUGGAGGAGGAGGAAUGCUGCCUAUGACCCCAAGAACACCAUCCCCACCGUCAAACAUGGAGGUGGAAACAUUAUGCUUUGGGGGUGUUUUUCUGCUAAGGGGACAGGACAACUUCACCGCAUCAAAGGGACGAUGGAUGGGGCCAUGUACCGUCAAAUCUUGGGUGAGAACCUCCUUCCCUCAGCCAGGGCAUUGAAAAUGGGUUGUGGAUGGGUAUUCCAGCAUGACAAUGACCCAAAACACACGGCCAAGGCAACAAAGGAGUGGCUCAAGAAGAGGCACAUUAAGGUCCUGGAGUGGCCUAGCCAGUGUCCAGACCUUAAUCCCAUAGAAAAUCUGUGGAGGGAGCUGAAGGUUCGAGUUGCCAAACGUCAGCCUCGAAACCUUAAUGACUUGGAGAAGAUCUCCUGAGAUGUGUGAAAACCUGGUGGCCAACUACAAGAAACGUCUGACCUCUGUGAUUGCCAACAAGGGUUUUGCCACCAAGUACUAAGUCAUGUUUUGCAGAGGGGUCAAAUACUUAUUUCCCUCAUUAAAAUGCAAAUCAAUUUAUAACAUUUUUGACAUGCGUUUUUCUGGAUUUUUUUGUUGUUAUUCUGUCUCUCACUGUUCAAAUAAACCUAACAUUAAAAUUAUAGACUGAUCAUGUCUUUGUCAGUGGGCAAAUGUACAAAAUCAGCAGGGGAUCAAAUACUUUUUUCCCUCACUGUAUUCUAGAACAUAACUGAUCUAUUUCUAUGAUCUAAAAUCUCUUUAGACUCUGUAGCUAUAAGAGGAUAAACCAUUCCUCAUCCAUAUUCCGCAUCCCAAAUAGCACCCUAUUCCCUCUAUAGUGCACUAUAGUGGGCUAUAGUCAAACGCAGUGCACACUACAGGGAAUAGGGUGCCAUUUGGGACAUAGCCCAUGUCUGAAAUGAACAGAAAUGUUAGGCUGCAUUGCAAUGGAAAAAAAAUGAAUGAAUUUCUUAGUUCAGGAUCACAGUAUAAGUUAAUGACUCCACAAUGUGUCUUUCUCCAUGAAAUAUUUCAUUAUCUACGAUAACCUCUCAUCAUGGUAGUUUCAGAAUCUACGAGAACCUCUCAUGUUUGUUUCAGUAUCUAGGAGAACCUCUCAUCAUGUUCGUUUCAGUAUCUAGGAGAACCUCUCAUCAUGUUUGUUUCAGUAUCUAGGAGAACCUCUCAUCAUGUUCGUUUCAGUAUCUAGGAGAACCUCUCAUCAUGUUUGUUUCAGUAUCUAGGAGAACCUCUCAUCAUGUUCGUUUCAGUAUCUAGGAGAACCUCUCAUCAUGGUAGUUUCAGUAUCUAGGAGAACCUUUCAUCAUGGGUCGUUGGUGUUUCUUGACCACCGGGGAAAUUACAUCCGGGGAAAUUGAAAAAUACUACACCUGGGGAUCGCCAAGUAGAUUGUGCAUGUAUGUAGGAGACAGAUCUUGACAAGCUGACUGUGUGAUUGCAUUGUACAAACAAAUCCCAGUGUAACCAGAGUUUAAUUGCUGAGAGAAACCAUAUUUUUUAAUAAAUUACAACAGUACUGUUGUAUUUAGCAUUUCCAUAAUGAUUUGGUGUACAAAUGGUUUAAGUGCUCCAGAAAUAGGUGUUAGAAAUUUACCCUGAAGAACAAAAAGGACGCAAGAAAUGAUUUUUACCGGCAGAACAAAAAGAUUGCACACCCAUUUGUACAGUGGGAUUCUGUGGAUGAAAUGUCUGUGGAUUGGUGUUGCUAUUACCUGUGUGUCCCUGGAGCUGGGGACUAAGUCUGUGUUCCAAAUGGCACCCUGUUCCCUAUACAGUGCCUUAUGAGUCCUGGUCAAAAGGGAGUAGGAUUUCAUUUGGGACUAAAGAUUAUAUAAAACCCUGGGAAGAGACGAGAGAUGUAGUCUCAUUAGGACGGCAGUCUCAUCUGUACAGGGGAGCUACGCCACGUGUGUGUGUCCGUGUGUGUGUGUCUGUCUGUUUGUGUGUGUGUCCGUGUCUGUCCGUGUCUGUGUGUCUGUCUGUCUGUCUGUCUGUCUGUCUGUCUGUCUGUCUGUCUGUCUGUCUGUCUGUCUGUCUGUCUGUCUGUCUGUCUGUCUGUCUGUCUGUCUGUCUGUCUGUCUGUCUGUCUGUCUGUCUGUGUGUGUGUGUGUGUCUGUGUCUGUGUGUGUGUGUCUGUGCGUGAGUCAGUGCAGUGCCUGCCUGCUUGUGUGUGUGUGCAAGUAUCUCUGUGUGUGUGUGUGUGUGUGUGUGUGUGUGUCUGUGUGUGCAAGUAUCUGUGUAUGUGUGUGUGUGUGUGUGUGUGUGUCUGUCUGUGUGUGUGUGCUGCUCUGUGCUGUGUGAAGGCCUGACGUCAGCAGCACAGCCAGGCAGAGUGGAAUUGUGACACCCAGGCCUUUACUGCUUGUCAUUACUUACCUGGCUGAGGCUGGGUGGAAUACUGAUGAGGGCUGGGACGAUAAGGCUGCUUCACCCUGGUGUGCAGCUGCAGGGUCUGAAGAAAGGUGUGCAGCUGCAGGGUCUGAAGAAAGGUGUGCAGCUGCAGGGUCUGAAGAAAGGUGUGCAGCUGCAGGGUCUGAAGAAA